Molecule: messenger RNA, 2305 nt
Organism: Anoplopoma fimbria (sablefish)
Lineage: Eukaryota; Metazoa; Chordata; Actinopteri; Perciformes; Anoplopomatidae
Product: leucine-rich repeat and transmembrane domain-containing protein 2-like
Molecular function (GO): protein binding
Source: RefSeq, a predicted model, not a curated record
AGGACGGAGAGGAGGAGGAGGACGACGAAGACGAGAGGCGUUUGAUCCGGAAUAAAACUAAAGUCCAGAUCCUGGUUCUGUGGUUUCAAGAGGCUUUCAGGUUCUGGUUUCUGUCCUUGAAGACCAGGUUCUGGUUUUCUGGACUCGGAUCAGAAAGACAAACCCAGAUCGUGGUUUAGAGACGGACCAGCUUCAGUUCAGUUUGGAGGCUGAAGCAGCAGAGCAGAUGGACGUUCUCCACAGCUGGACGUUGGUGUGAACCAGCAGAGAGAGAAAACAUCUGGAUGAGAGCCUGAAGCCUCAGUAGAGUCAAUGUGACAGACAUGAAGAACCUGGACCGGCAUGGACGAGGUCACCAGGAGAGUCUGGUGGGUGCAGUCCUGUCCAGUCUGGUGUUGGCUCUACUGGGACUGCUGGGCUCGGUCCACGGCUGUCCCGGUGUCUGCACCUGCUACGGUAACACCACCGACUGCUCUGCUGUCGGCCUCCUCUCUCUGACGCCCAUCCUGGCACUGCUGGACCAGGACUCCCUGAUCCUCCGCCUGCCCCAGAACAACCUCUCCUCCCUGGGCACGAAUGAGCUGUCCAACCUCAGCAGCCUGGAGCUCCUGGAUCUGUCCCAGAACCGCUUCUCCGCCCUGCAGCCCGGAGCUUUCUCCAGCCUGGGUGGCCUGCGAAGGCUCAAUCUCUCUGCUAACUACCUCGGGGUGCGCCUGGUGACCUCCGACCCCAACAACAGCACAGUGGCGCUGGAGGGCUUAAAUGGAAGUCAAGGGUACGUCGGCCUAAGCAAGGACACUUUCAGGGGCCUUUGGCGACUGCGAGGGCUCGACUUGUCCUCAAACGGCCUCCUGUGGCUGCCCAAAGGCCUCCUUGAUGGGCUACAGAGACUCGCCUGGUUGUCCUUGGCCAGCAACCAGCUGGUGGCCCUGGACAGAGUCACCUUCGAGCCCCUGGUGGGGCUCCAGCAGCUCCAGCUGGCAGGAAACCCCUGGGAGUGCGACUGCAAGCUGAGAGACUUCAAGCACUGGAUGGAGUGGUUGAUUUACAGGGAUGGGCAGGUGGACGCCAUGCGGUGCAGUGUCCCGGGGGAUCUGAAGGGCAGGGACAUCCGCAGCGUUCCAGCAGAGAUGUUCAGCCACUGCCUGCAGAGUCCGACCAAAGAGGGCGCGGGUUUCGCCACCCGGCCUCCCUGCCCGUCCGGACGCAUCAGCAGCAACGACGACUGCGUCCGCCAGCGCUACCGGCCCGUCAGCGUCCGCCGGGCACACGGCACGCAAAUAGUCGCGGGCGUGAUUUGCGGCACCGUGUGCGUCAUGAUGGUGGUGGCGGCGACUUACGGAUGCGUGUACGCCUCGCUGAUGGCGCGGUACCAGAGGGAGAUAAAGUGCCGCGGUCAGCCUCUGAUGGCUGAGUGCGGCGCCGACACGGACCUGGAGGACGGGCAAACCUCCUCGACGUCGCCGGAGGAGGCGCCGCAGAAAGAGGGCAUCGUGCACGGGUAUCGGAUCAGCAGCUUCUGACCCAACGCUCACCUCCUUUAGAUCCUUAAGGACGCUCUGGCUGCUUCCGCUCCUCAGCUCUCGUCAUCAACAGGACGCCGUCCGGAGAAAGGAACCCUGCAGCUCUGUGGUUGAGCUGAAGACCAGUCGGCGGGGACGGAUCGCACAGCUGCUGGACCGGACUAUUAAAACAGGAUCUGGGAUGCUGCAGCACUUCUUUUAAUGUAUGGAUGCUCUGUGAAUUCUUAUUCCCCGUGCAGCAUCCCUCAGCUAGUUUGGCUACCUUGACUUCCCAUCGUCUGUGUUUUUGUUCUUCUUUAGGAAUAUCAAAGCACCUUUUUUUUGUUCAAGCUAUCCGUUGUAUCUGAGCCCAACAAGCUCAAACGUGAAUCUGUGAAACGUGACAUUUCUCCUGUUGUUUGCUAAUCACGUUCUCUUUUUCCUCCAUCUGUUCUCUGUAUUUUAUGUUGUCUAUAAAUAGUUCUUCCUCCGUUACGUGGAUACCCUGUUAAAUAGCACACACUUUAUGUCCCGUUAGAGUCCUGCUGUCGGGGAAAUGCUGCUUUUAAGCUUCAUGAGCGAGGUAAACUGCAUUCAAACAACUCUAGAGCUGUGCUGCCACCUAGAGGGCAAGCUUUGAGCUGCAGCGGCUUCUGAUCCAGCACAAACAAACCUUUUAUUCCCAACAUAGAGUGUGUGAGGGUGUCGGCCCGUAUAUACUGUACCUUCUAUGUGUUUUCAUUUAUUUUGUCCGUAUUUUCUGUGAUAAGCACAUGUCUCAAAUCCAACUCAAGGACUGUUAA